This is a messenger RNA of Tympanuchus pallidicinctus (lesser prairie-chicken), 1030 nucleotides long. RefSeq names its product alkB homolog 4, lysine demethylase (gene ALKBH4). Gene Ontology annotation, molecular function: oxidoreductase activity; demethylase activity; actin binding. NCBI's taxonomy places the organism in Eukaryota, Metazoa, Chordata, Aves, Galliformes, Phasianidae. The record is from RefSeq and is a predicted model, not a curated record. Gene Ontology annotation, cellular component: midbody; contractile ring. Bases 1 to 960 code for a protein of 319 amino acids. The transcript has 3 exons. Gene Ontology annotation, biological process: protein demethylation; oxidative demethylation; actomyosin structure organization.
AUGGAGGAAGAAGAGGAUGAGGCGGCGGCGAGCGGAGGCGCGGGGCCGAGCUGCGGCUGCAAGGGGAUCCGCUCCUGUCUGCUCUGCGAGGGGCCCGCGCAGGCCGCUCCGCCCACACAGGGGGAGGAUAAUUUCACUUACUGUCCGGCAACGGGCUUAGCUGAAGGCAAUGAGUGCUCCCCAUUUGCUGGCUGGGCGUUUCCGUUCCCAGGAGUGUUUUUGGCGGAGGAGUUCAUUAGCGAGGAUGAAGAAGCGGAGGUGGUUGAACUGAUGGACAGGGAUGAAUGGAAGCCCUCGCAGUCUGGUCGAAAGAAGCAGGAUUAUGGACCCAAAGUGAACUUCAAGAAACAGAGGUUGAAAGCUGGUGGCUUUACUGGCUUGCCAAGUUUUAGUAAAAAGAUUGUGGCACAGAUGGAGGCCUGCUCUGUGCUAGGUGGCUUCAUGCCUGUUGAACAAUGCAAUCUGGACUACAGGCCAGAAAGAGGUUCUGCCAUUGACCCACAUUUUGAUGAUUGGUGGCUGUGGGGAGAACGUCUGGUUAGCUUAAACUUGCUCUCAAAAACUGUGCUGUCCAUGUCUUGUGAUUCAGAGGACAGCAUCCAAUUAUUUCCUACUUUCAGUAAUGAAAACAGGGAAUUAAAUCCCCCUGGAUCUCUUACACGAACGUCACCAUGUAAGAAUUCAGGCAAACAGGGAAGCAGCUGCCUUUUAUCCCCAAGGCUCGUCCCAAGUAAGGAAGUGACUGUUGCCAUUCGCUUACCCAGGAGAUCUCUGGUGGUGCUGUAUGGUGAGGCUCGCUACAAGUGGAAGCACGCCAUUCACCGCAGGCAUAUCGAGCAUCGGCGAGUGUGCGUCACGUUCAGAGAGCUGUCUGCAGAGUUCAGGGCUGGAGGAAGGCGUGAGGAGCUGGGCAGAGAACUGCUGGAGAUAGCUCUUUCCUUUCAAGGGACACCGGUGUGAUCAGCAAAGGGCUGCUAGAGUUGUGUCUUAAGAAAUGUGAAAAAUAAAAACCAGGGUUUGUGGAAUUGGA